AUGCCGCCUAAAGGAUGGAAAAAAAGCCUCGAGCCUUCGCUGCUCCACGAAGAAGUCGAACUUGUCUCAAUCGACGAUAUUCUCUUCCCCAGAGCCACAAUUGCAAAGUCAAUCAAGUCAAUUUUAGAUACAGAAGACGAGAAAAUGACUCUCUCCAAGGAUUCACUCAUAGCCAUCCAGCGUGCUGCCACGGUGUUUGUUUCACACUUGCAGUUUCAUGCACGGCUGAUAGCCAAACACAACAAUAGAAAGAAUGUCUACGCGUCCGAUAUACUAGCGGGAAUGGAGUAUGCUGGAUUUGCUGGAUUUGUUCCAAGGGUCAAGCAGCUUCUUGCCACCUACGAGGAAGACGUGUCUGCUACGCGAAGAAAGAAGGCCGUCGAGAAGGAGUCGGGGGUCAAGCUGGAGCCAGAGCCUGUGGCCAAAAAGGCCAAGGUUGAUCCUGCCGAAGAGCCUCUGGAGGACAUUUUGGAUGAGAUUGUGGACGAGUCAGAUGACGACGAUGAGGUUGUAGAGGUCGUUGAGGAUGCCGAGGCUAUGGUCGUAGAUGAGAACGAUGAAGAGGACGAGGGCGACGAUGAGGAUGAGGAAGAUGCUACGAAGAAGAAUCCGAUUGCUCUUCUCAAUAAGGAAGAGAAGGAGUUGGAGGGUGUCGAGCCAGAAGAGCCGCAACAGGAGGCUGAUAGCGAAGAUGAGUCGUCGUGA
Molecule: messenger RNA, 705 nt
Organism: Australozyma saopauloensis
Lineage: Eukaryota; Fungi; Ascomycota; Pichiomycetes; Serinales; Metschnikowiaceae
Gene: DPB4
Product: DNA polymerase epsilon noncatalytic subunit
Exons: 1
Coding region: 1-705 (234 amino acids)
Biological process (GO): leading strand elongation; heterochromatin formation; DNA damage response
Cellular component (GO): CHRAC; epsilon DNA polymerase complex
Molecular function (GO): protein heterodimerization activity; chromatin DNA binding
Source: RefSeq, a predicted model, not a curated record